Alternaria hordeiaustralica is the source of this 525-nucleotide messenger RNA. RefSeq lists its product as uncharacterized. The transcript is spliced from 2 exons. The record is from RefSeq and is a predicted model, not a curated record. The coding region runs from base 1 to 525 and encodes 174 amino acids. Lineage: Eukaryota; Fungi; Ascomycota; Dothideomycetes; Pleosporales; Pleosporaceae.
AUGGAUACCGGACUCAAGUCCCUCGGCAUGAUACCGCGUUCACCAAGUCCUUCUCCAAUUCCAGAGCCAGCGUUGAUUAAGAAGGAAGCCUCACCCGAGCCGACACCCAACAUUGUCCCAAACGUCGUAUCACCCGCUGCCACCCCGCGGCCCAAGAUUGCCAGUGCUACCCCAGCUCCGCCGCAGCCGAGAUCCGUUUCGCCCACUCCCAACGAGCACGACGGUCUCACAGAUGAAGAAAUCAUUGCACUCAUCAAGCACUACCGCGGAAAUGACAAGGGGUUGACUGGUCAAAAUCGGAAGCGUCUACUAGUGCUGCUCAAGCAUUACGAGGUAAGGCUAGGAACCUUGAGUCUCAACGGCGCUGACCAUCUGCAGGACAAGGACAAUGAGCAGGUACCUAUCAAGCAAGAGGCGGACCCCAGUGAAACACGAGUACGUAUCAAGCGCGAGCAUACCGACGACGGCGCCGCGCGCGGACAAGGAAAGAAGCGCAAGCCUGAAGUCAUAGUCUUGGAUGACUGA